AGGAUCUUUGCUGUAAAAUGUUUCCUUAAAGCAGCAGCAGGAGGCUGAACCCACUCUGGUCUGAUAAAGACGUUAAAGGAGGAAAUAAGUUCAGUCUGCAGCCGCCGACAUGGACCUCAGAGCUCUGACGCUGUUUGUGGGUUUGUGCAGCUCAGGUCCGAGUCCCUGUUCUGGCAGACUGGAGCAGCAGCGUCAGUCGGACUGGGAACCAGUGAGGGACCAGAACCUGGACUGGAACCUGACGGCAGCAGAUCAGGUCUGCAGGAGGAUCAGCUGUGGUUCUGUGGUUUCACUCAGGAGAACUCUGGACCAGGAACCUCCACAAGACUUGGUCACCAGAGAUGAGUCCAGAGCUGAAGGAACUCCAGAACGGCCCCCCUUCAGAGUGGAGAUCACCUGCUCAGACUCUGUGAGGCUGGUGGGCGGGACUCAUCGGUGUUCAGGUAGACUGCAGGUGAAGAGGAACCAGGUGUGGUCCUCAGUGUGUUCAGAUGGAUUUGACCUGCAGGAUGCUGAGGUGGUCUGCAGGGAGCUGGGCUGUGGUUCUCCUUCAGGGUUUAAGGAGGAACUCUAUGGAGAAGCUCCAGAGUGGAUCCCAGAGUUCCGGUGUGGAGGCCAUGAGUCUGCUCUGCUGCACUGUGAGCGCUCAGAUAGAGACACCUGCUCACCUGGAACCACCGUCACACUCACCUGCUCAGCUCCAGACCAAGUGAGGCUGGUGGGAAACAGAAGCACCUGUGCAGGUGAGCUGCAGAUGAAGGUCCAUGAAGACUGGAGGCCCGCGGUGGACGAGGACUGGUACUGGAGUCAGAAGUGGACAUCAGCAGCAGCAUCAGCAGUGUGUUCUCAGCUCAGAUGUGGUUCUAUCGUGACUACAGAUUUAGAGAGAAUCGGAUCAAAGAGACCCGUGUGGCGUAUCGAGUCCUCCUGCUUCCAGUCGACUGUUUCCCUUCAGGACUGUCUGUUUCUGAGCGAUGAGGCCAGAGACUCCUAUAGUCUGCAGGUGAUCUGUUCAGAUCUGCUGGUUCAACCAAACAUCUCCGUGUCUUCGUCCCGUCUUGAAGUCCAGCAGCAGAAGGUUAAGGUCCUCUUGGGCUCCAACUUCAGCAUCAUCUGCUCCACCAGGCCUCAGUAUCCAGGAGGUUCCUUCCAGCUCGUCUUCAACUCCUCCAGCUCAACGCUCAACUACGUCCUUCCAGCCGUCACACAUUCGGCCGUUUUCCUGUUUCCUGCAGCAGAAGGCCUCCACAGAGGGACGUACACCUGUAUUUACCACCUCUACGUCUUCUCCCAUAACUUCUCCUCCACCAGCCGGCCCAUCUAUCUCAUCCCCUCAGCUCUGUAGAAACCAGAAGCAGAAAUGAAGAAACAAACGUCGUCGCUGAGCUCCAGUGAUCCACGAUUUACCAAGAAAAAUCCAGAAAAUGAUCUGUCUGCUUUUGUCCAUGAAAUAAACUUUCAUCCAGAAGUGAAACAACAACAACUUCUACAGAAAACAACAAUAUUUCAGCUGAUUUAAAUCCAGGAAAAAAUACAGUCAGGUUGGAAAAAUACUGAUUUUUAAUGUGGACGUUAUUCACAGUUUUGGCUUUUUAUUGGAUCCAAGGGUAGUAGCAUGCAUUGGGUUUAAGAAUUACACAUCGUUUUUAGGACAAACCAAGGGUGACAUAUAAUAAACAAAACAAAAUGGGGAGAUAAUAAACUGACCAGUAGCAGCAAACAGUAUGAGGUAUUCACAGUGUCGAAAAAGUGUCAUCCAGGACAACUGAGCUAUGCAGUGCAGUGAAGUAUGAGCAUGUACAGUAGUUACAGGGGGGUCAGUGCUGUGAUGUACUGUGGCCUCCGCUGCUGUUUAAGAGUCUGAUGGCGGUGGGCACAAAGGAGCGCCUGAAGCGCUCAGUUCUGCUUCUGGGUGGGAUGAUGCGCUGGCUGAACGAGCUGCCCAUGUCACACAGCUCUCAGGAUCCCAUUCCAGCUCCUGUCCUGGUUUUCCUUCCUGUCUCUCUCUCUCUCCCGGCCGCUCGCCUGCUGGAUGACAGCUGAGUGCUGCAUGGGCGCUUAAAAGCCCUCUGCUCCCCUCAGUUGGCGUGGGAGCAUUGUAUGUCUGGACCGACCCACAUGCCGUUUCCCCUCAAUCCGUUCUGGAUCCCGUUAGCUCUGGACUUUUCUGUGGAUUUCUCCCUUCUGGACUCUAUUGUGCCUUUGGUUGUUUUUUGGACUCUUCUCAGUUGCCUGCUCUCUUAGGAGACAACUUUCCAGCGUGUGAGUAACUCUCAGUUCACCUGUAUUAAUAAGCGGUUUGUUUUCGGAGAGUGGAAUUGUUUUGCCUUGCCUCUGUUCCUGUUCUUAGUUAUCUGGUGGAUGUGAUUUUGGAUUUUGGUUUAAUAAACCCCUUUUCGCCUUUAA
This is a messenger RNA of Acanthochromis polyacanthus (spiny chromis), 2406 nucleotides long. RefSeq names its product scavenger receptor cysteine-rich type 1 protein M160-like. The transcript is spliced from 6 exons. NCBI's taxonomy places the organism in Eukaryota, Metazoa, Chordata, Actinopteri, Pomacentridae. Gene Ontology annotation, cellular component: membrane. Bases 110 to 1345 code for a protein of 411 amino acids. The record is from RefSeq and is a predicted model, not a curated record.